AGGAAACUAUCAUCAUCAUCAUCGUCAAUCAAAUGUUGUCAACCGCAGAGGAUUCUCGCUCAGUUUAUACCGACUCGCGAAUAGCUGUGGUUCUGUUCUGUUUCUUGUGUUUGUGUUGUUAAUAUUGUGCAAAAGGAUCCGCUCGCGGUGAGACGACAACAAUAUACAUCCCAACACAGCAAUCGUUGUGAGAGUUCGUGAAUUCCCUCGCACUCACUUGACAAAGGGGGACACGUGACGAUCUUCUCUCGCGUUCUUACCGCACGAGUGAAAAAAGGAACGCAAACGCAAACACACACUUGCAUACGUGCGGGUAAAGCCUACUCUCUCGGCGCGAUUAUUUCGUGUUUUACUAUCGUUAGCGGAGCGGAGAAGCCUCCUCGGAACGCGCAACCAUGUCGCUCAGUCGAGUUUUAAACGUCUGUCCAAAGAGUGGCUUCGCUGGAGGAUUAGCGAGUGCCAUCACCACCAGCAGAACCAACGCUAGUUUGGGUCGGAUAUCAACACUGCUACCAUCAGUAGUGGACCAACAGCAGCAGCAACAGCGAAGGGUUAUUCACACGAACCAUUGGAAGAAUCGGAAGGCGGUAGCAACCAGAACCAUGUCGAGUGCUGCAGCUUGCGUUCACGAGCCAUGCAUCUCGCUGGAGAACAUCAAUCCGGCAAUUAAGGUGAUGGAAUACGCCGUUCGUGGACCACUGGUCAUUCGAGCUGCUGCCAUUGAGAAGGAAUUGGAACAAGGCGUCAAGAAACCCUUCAAGGAAGUCAUUCGCGCCAACAUUGGCGAUUGCCAUGCUAUGGGCCAGCAGCCGAUUACCUUCCUCCGACAGGUACUCGGACUUGUCGCCUACCCACCCCUAUUCAACGACAAAUCGAUCCCGGAGGACGCAAAAGAGCACGCCCGAAUCAUUCUCGAUGGGUGCAAGGGUCGUUCGGUCGGUUCCUAUACCGACUCGAACGGGAUCGAAGUGGUGCGGCGUCACGUCGCCGAGUACAUUCAGAACCGGGACGGUGGAAUUCCGUCGGAUCCUAACAACAUAAUCCUAUCGGCGGGUGCCUCCGGGGGUAUCAAGGUACUGAUGUCGCUGCUCAGGUGUCCGAUUGAUGGCAAAACGCCUGGCGUGAUGAUUCCCAUUCCACAGUAUCCGCUGUACUCGGCAACGAUCGCCGAGUUCGAGAUGGAACAGGUCGGAUACUAUUUGGAUGAGGCGAACAAGUGGGGGUUGGAUAUUGCCGAGUUGCAGCGAUCACUGAACGAGGCGAGAAAGACGUGCGCUCCGCGGAUAUUGGUGGUCAUCAAUCCGGGUAACCCGACCGGACAGGUGCUGUCGAAGGAGAACAUUCAGGAGAUCAUUAAGUUCGCUUGCAAUGAGAAGCUGGUUUUGUUCGCCGACGAGGUGUACCAGGAUAACAUUUACGCACAGGGAUCGAAGUUCCAUUCGUUCAAGAAGGUCCUGAUGGAAAUGGGUGCCCCAUACAAUCAGAUGGAGCUGUGCAGUUUUAUGUCCUGCUCGAAGGGCUACAUGGGCGAGUGUGGGAUCCGGGGAGGAUACGCCGAAGUCAUCAAUAUGUGCCCCAACGUGAAGGCCAUGCUGCUGAAGUGUAUUUCCGCCCAGCUGUGUCCCACAACCAUCGGGCAGGCCUGUAUGGAUGUGGUUGUGAACCCACCGAAGCAGGGCGAACCAUCGUACGAACUGUUCAUCAAGGAGAAGAACGCGGUGCUGGCUUCGCUGAAGGAACGCGCCGAGAUGGUGGCCAACACGUUCAACUCGAUCGAGGGAUUCACCUGCAAUCCGGUGCAGGGAGCGAUGUAUGCGUUCCCCCAGAUCCGUCUACCGCAGAAGGCGAUUGAGGCGGCCAAGAAGGCCGGCCAGGCGCCGGACGUUUUCUACGCAUUCCAGCUGUUGGAGCAGAGCGGCAUUUGCAUCGUCCCAGGCUCCGGAUUUGGCCAGCGCCCUGGCACCUUCCACUUCCGCACCACGAUCCUACCCCAGCCGGCCAAGCUGAAGGAAAUGCUCGGACUGUUCAAAGCGUUCCACGAAAAGUUCGUGCAGCAGUACAAGUAAAAUGCCGAACCCAUCCCAUCGCCACCUCGCGCCAUCAACCCCAUAUCGUAGUAGGUAUAUCACAUCCCAACCAUAUGAACACACAAAACAGCAACCAACAUAUAUGAUGAACGUAAAGCGAUUUGAUCGGUGGAUUUAGAAUCCAGAUGUUGUGGGUCCCUAGCUUAUGUUUUGUUGUGACAAAAUUGUCGUGUGCAAAAACAUACAAAAAAAAAACUCAAACAGAAGCAAUUUGAUUGCUUGUAGCUUGUUGAAUUUGUGUAUUUUAAUCUCUGCUUGAAUGAUAUUAUUGAUAAGGGAAACUCAGCAGAGUAGAAUAAAAUUGCGUCCUUCCGUUUGCCAUUUCACGCAUCAACUGAUGGUUGUAUUAAUUCGCUUUUCAAAAUUCUCACCGCGUUAUGCGAAAGGGGAAGGUGAGUGAUAUUAUUAUAAAAAAACUGGUCGCAAACCAACAAAGUUGGGGCGCUGAAAAAAAAAUCUUCGAGAAAGACAAUAAUUAUUUGAUAAUCUAUCGCGUAUACACACAAUUGGCUGCCAACUUUCCGGUUUAUAGAAAAUUGUUAAACCUUUAUAGCAAUCUGUUUUAACCGAGUUCUUUGUAAGUGGAUGUUGUUCUUGUUGAGAAAGAAGAAAGAUUGGAAAUCGUUUCGCCAAUGCCACCACUAUAAACUGUGAAUAAAAAAAAAAGAAAUGCGAAAGCAAUGAAACACGCUCGAA
This is a messenger RNA of Toxorhynchites rutilus septentrionalis, 2783 nucleotides long. RefSeq names its product alanine aminotransferase 1. The record is from RefSeq and is a predicted model, not a curated record. NCBI's taxonomy places the organism in Eukaryota, Metazoa, Arthropoda, Insecta, Diptera, Culicidae. Gene Ontology annotation, molecular function: pyridoxal phosphate binding; L-alanine:2-oxoglutarate transaminase activity. Gene Ontology annotation, biological process: biosynthetic process. Bases 396 to 2066 code for a protein of 556 amino acids. The transcript is spliced from 5 exons.